AUGAGCACGGAAAAAGACUACCCCUCCAUAAUCACUGAGAAACGGGGCAAGGCGGUAAUUCAUGACCCGCUACUGAAUAAAGGUAGCGCGUUUACCAAAGAAGAAAGAGACACACUGGGGCUGCACGGCCUCAUACCGCCACAGCAGAACACUCUGGCACAACAAUCCCGUCGUGCCCACAACGCCCUGCUAAGGUUGUCUGAACCUUUGGAUAAGUAUGUUGGGUUUUCGGCCUUACAGGACCGUAACGAGCACCUUUUCUACCGCGUCCUUAUGGAUCACAUGACCGAGUACAUGCCCAUCGUGUACACACCCACCGUGGGUCUUGCGACCCAGAAUUUCAGCCAGGUCUUCCAGCGCGGUCGCGGCAUUUGGAUUGACCCAAGUAUGCGCGGCAAAAUAGCUGACGUACUACGCACGGCGAUGGGCAACGCAGAUAUACGAUUAAUUGUCGCCACUGACAACGAAUCUAUUCUGGGCAUUGGCGACCAGGGCGCCGGUGGUAUGGCCAUUUCGAUCGGUAAACUGGCGCUGUACGUCGCCGGCGCGGGCAUCAAUCCGGCCCAGACUCUCCCCAUCAGCCUCGACGUUGGCACCAACAACGAACUGCUGCUGGAUGACGACCUCUAUCUGGGCUGGCGCGAGAAGCGCUUAAGCGGUGAAGCCUACACCACGUUUAUCGCAGAGUUUGUUGACGCUGUGCGCGCCGUCUUCCCCAACACUUUGCUGCAGUGGGAAGAUUUCCGCAAAGACAAUGCGCUGGCCAUUCUGGAGCAGCAUCGCGAUAACAUUCUGUCUUUUAACGACGAUAUUCAGGGCACCGGCGCGGUCGCGUUAGCUGGCUUAUUCAGCGCAUUGCGCAUCAGCGGUGAAAAACUGGCAGAACAGAAAAUUGUCAUUCAUGGCGCAGGCGCUGCCGGAUUGGGCAUUGCCCGCCAGAUCAAAGCUGCAUUAGCUGAGCGCGGCCUUUCCGCUGCUGAGAUUCAUAAAUGUCUGGCUGUUCUCGACAGUCGCGGCUUGCUGGUUGACGAUCAGCCUUUAAGUGAUGCCUAUAAGUCAGAACUGGCCUGGGAAGCGAGCCUUGCUGAGCAAUAUGGCUUGUCUGACCCCAGCAGACGACAGCUUGAAGAUGUUGUCAGUCAGUACAAACCUACAGUUCUCAUCGGCACCUCAGGACAGGCCGGCGCAUUUACCGAACAGAUGGCCAUCACCAUGAUGGAAGUCACCGAGCGCCCGAUCAUCCUGCCUUUUUCCAAUCCAACGCAUCAUGCCGAGGCCACACCGUCGGACCUGCUGCACUGGACUAACGGCAAAGCGCUGAUCGCCACCGGCAGUCCGUUUGAACCGGUAGGCUAUGCCGGCCAGAUCUAUAAGAUUGGCCAGGGUAACAAUGUCUUUAUUUUCCCGGGCCUGGGUCUGGGCGCAUUGCUGGCAAACAGUUCUGUUGUCACCGACGAAAUGGUCAGUGCCGCCUCCAAAGCUGCUGCUGAAUCGCUGACCGAGCAGGAACUUGCAGACGGUAUGUUGUACCCGGAAAUUUCACGCCUGCGUGAGGUCACCAAAAACGUUGCACGCGCAGUGGCGGGCAAAGCCAUAGACGAUGGCUACGCCAAUUCAAGCAAAGAGCAGCUGAACAACUGGGAGCUUCCUAUGUCCGCACCCGAAUUGCGCCUCGCCAAUAAAGUUGCCCUCAUUACCGGUGGCACCAGUGGCAUCGGCGCCGCCACCGCCGCGCUCUUUAUUGCACAGGGCGCAAAAGUGGCCAUUGCUGGACGCUCAAAAGAUAAAGGCCAGAAACUGGCGGAUGAACUUGGCGCAAACGCCAUUUAUGUGGCGGCCGACAUCACCCAGGAAGAAGACAUCGCUGCAGCCAUUGACGCAACCGUUACACAAUUCGGGCAACUGGAUAUUCUGUUUAACAACGCUGGCGGACCGGUAGGUGCGCCUAUCGACCAACUCACCUCAGAGCACAUCAACUAUGGUGUCAGCCUGCUGCUGUCCAGUGUCAUCCUGGGUACGCGUUAUGCCAUUGAACCCAUGAAAGCAGCCGGUGGUGGCGUCAUCAUCAACAACUCAAGCGUGGCGGCGAUCCGCUACCGGCAAGGUGAUGUGUUGUAUUCAGCGUUGAAAGCUGCCGUCACCCAUUACACAAAAAUGGCAGGCAUAGAGCUGGCGCCUUUUGGCAUUCGCGUCAACUCAAUAUCACCCGGUGCAAUUGCUACACCCAUUUUCUACGGCGGCUCAGGACGCGCAAACACGCUGAGUGAUGAAGAAAACCAGCGCAAAAUGGCGAAACUUGAAGCCAACCUGGCCAAUGCUGUACCUCUGAAAAAAACCGGUGUCGCCAACGACAUUGCAGAAGCCGCCCUGUAUCUUGCCAGCGAUGCCGGACGUUUUGUUAACUGUCACGAUCUUGUCGUCGAUGCAGGCAGAACAUCCAUGUUCUACGAGCCCAACGACUAG
Molecule: messenger RNA, 2463 nt
Organism: Symbiodinium pilosum
Lineage: Eukaryota; Dinophyceae; Suessiales; Symbiodiniaceae
Source: the annotation of a GenBank genome assembly